AUGCUGUCUGUCGUCUCUCGUUGUCGGCGUUUCGCGCCAAUACUCAAUUAUGGAUGUGUUCUAUCAAAGCAGAAGCACACGAUCCCAGACCUGCCUUAUGAUUUCGGUGCUCUCGAACCCGUAAUUUCGGCCGAGAUCAUGCAAGUUCACUACCUGAAGCAUCAUGGCACCUACGUGAAUAAUCUGAACAUAGCUGAAGAGCAGUUGGCUGAGGCAAUUCACAAGAAUGAUGUCACGAAGAUGAUUUCGCUGCAGCCUGCCUUAAGGUUCAAUGGUGGAGGCCAUAUCAACCACAGCAUUUUUUGGUGCAAUCUCUGCCCUAAUGGAGGUGGUGAGCCAAGCGGUGCCCUAGCUGAUGCAAUUAACCGCGACUUUGGUUCAUUUGAUGCUUUCAAGGAAAGGAUGACUGCCACCACUAUCGCGAUUCAAGGCUCCGGAUGGGGAUGGUUGGGCCUUGAACCGGCCUCCGGAAAAUUGCGUAUUGCUACGUGUGCAAACCAGGACCCGCUUGAAGGGACCACUGGUCUCAAGCCUUUGUUGGGCAUUGACGUUUGGGAACACGCCUAUUAUCUUCAGUACAAGAACGUGCGUCCUGAUUACGUCAAGGCCAUUUGGAAAAUCAUCAAUUGGAAGGACGUCGCGGAUCGCUUUGCUAAAGCUCAGUAA
Mesocestoides corti is the source of this 666-nucleotide messenger RNA. NCBI's taxonomy places the organism in Eukaryota, Metazoa, Platyhelminthes, Cestoda, Cyclophyllidea, Mesocestoididae. The record is from the annotation of a GenBank genome assembly.